UACACCUCAGAGAAGAAGACACUGCCGCGGUUCCGUGUUCGAAACUCGAGACAGGCGAGAACUGUAGUUAGUUUCUGACAGCUUUAAGUUUAGAGAAAGAAGAACAAUCCCUUUCUCUAUACAAAGCUUAGAAUGACAGAUAGGAAACCGUGUAGGGUGUGCAAUUUCACACGGCAGAAAUCAUACGGUUUGGUAGUUCCCUCCUUAGAUGAGCUGAAAACUAAAGGAAGUGAGUCUCUUGGGUUCAGCUCUGCUGAGUCGGUCUCAGUCGUCCUAGAGGAUGAUGGGACGAUAGUAGAGGAUCAAGCCUACUUUCUGUGUUUACCUUUGAACACAAAAUUCAUGCUGUUGCAUAAAAAAGAGUCAUGGUCUCCAGUUCGCAGAAUGGAUGGUGGCACGGCCUGGAUGGCCAGAGAUUCUAUGGUUCUUGAUGCCGAUACUGUUGACGCCUCCAGUGCUGCAGCACCCUGGUGGAGCCUGGCUCAGCAGCUGAAGCAGGACCUUGCCAGCAUCAUCCUCAUGUCUGAGACAGAGUUACAGACCUUAGUGGAUGCCCCAUGCCCCGAUCUAGCCUUUGCUCUGGGCUUCCAGGAGAAGAAGGCCGAGGACCUUCAGCAGACACUGCAGGGGGUUUUGGACCGACGAGAGGAGGAGAGGCAGUCCAAAGAGUUGCUCCAGCUCUACCUUAAAGCUGCAGAGAAAGAGGAAGGACAACAGAAAGAGUCAAGCCAGGCCAGCCAGGAAGGGGCUGCAGAAGUGGAGGUGGAUGGGAUGGAGGUGGACUCUGCAUCCGGAUUUAUAUCCAGGACACUGAUGGUCCUGAAAGGCAAAACAAGCCCAGAGACCAGACUCUCCACUGAAGAUCUGCAGAUGGUAGUUACCAGAGGGGUAGAAGCAAUGGAGCAGGUGCUGGGUUGGGACAGAACGAGGACGUCUGCGCUGCUGCAGGCCUGUGAAGCAGAGCUGACCGGACGUCUCCAGCAGGUUCAGGCCGUGCAGUCUAUCAGGAGCAACGCACAGCUGGACAGCAGUGUGCAUAGCGCAGAGGAAGCUGCAAAAACGCCAGCCCAAGGCAGCAACUAGGCCGAGGCUUUACUUGAGAAGAGACUGAUAAGUAUUCACACCACCUGCCUCAGGGUCAGAAGAAUGGGAUAUAACCUAUACUCAUAAUAUCCAUAAUGCUGGAAUCCAUGAAUGUUAAUGAUUGCUUUACUUAGUGAGAACUUGCCAAUCACUUGAAUUAUUUUGCCUCAAGCUGAAGCAUUUUGCACAAGUCAUGUUCAUCAAAGAGAUGCUGGCGCUAACCACUGGCUUCAGCCGUUUAUUUACUCCCCAUUGUGAUUAGUGUCAUGCUGUGAAAUGAAUCACCGGUCAACAUAUCCAUCACAAGUUAAAGCUAGUUUAGCUUGACAUUAAGACUCGAAACAGGGAUAUAGCUUGCCUCGCUCCAUCCAAAGGUAAGAAAUUACAGCUACAAGCCCCUGGUAAGCUCACUUUUAAAAUAUGUGUUCUUCCUGUAGUCCCUGCUGGAUGCCUGGCAAUAUCACUGCGGUGACAAAUCUCCAGGAAUCAACUGCGGGUGAACGGCAAGAAAUAGCCCUGCAAAUAACUCCACAUAGUCUGAUUGUUGUUUGAUUUAACAAUUGAAAUAUCACGUGCUAAGUAUGAGCUUUAAGGGGUGCUUAAACAUUAGGCAGAUUUUGUUCAAUUCAGAGCCAGGCUAUCUCUUUGCCCCUGUCCUGAGUCCUUAUGAUAAACUUUGCUUAUGCCAGACACUUUUUUUUAGGGGAUAGGCAUGAGAGUCGUAUCAAACUUCUCGUAUAAGUCUUGUUGAUAGUAUUUUUCCCAAAAUGUUUAAUCAAUCCUCUAAGGUUAUUCCAAAGAAUCAGCGUUCCAGUAUCAUUGUUUACAUUCAGCUCUCUCUUAAAAACUGAUACUGCAACUGGAAAGUCUACAACAUAUUUUAUUUUAAAUGGAUAAAUAUGUGUCAGAAAUGUACUUGCUUUAGUUAGAGAAACCCUGUGGAACUCCAAUAUAUGGUGAAUAAAAGUUUUAUUUAUGUCAGUUGAAAGAAUUAAUGUUCUAUCAUUACAUUUUCAUUUUAAUCUUUAUUGGAUCUUUUUGGAAAUUCAGACAGUGGGUUCUUAUUUACAGGCAGACCCUCCAUUUUAAAUGCACCUCCAGGAAAAUCUUAGAAUAGAACAAUUUCUAAAUUGUUGUGAAGAUAUUUAGAUAACAGGUUUCUCUUUUCAUUUUGCUAACAUCAACAGUUUUAUGAAUAAGCACCUAAAUGUGGUAUUUCCUUUUCCAAUUUUUACCACAUCCUUCUUCAUGGGCACCUUGGUUUAAAUUGUCAUCAUAAACGCAUAUUUGACCACACUCCCCAUGAAUGGCACAUACUACAUUACAUUGCAGACAGACUUUGUUGGCAGAAAACCAGAUAUAGUUAGAUAAAAGCUUAAAUUGAAUGGGGUACGCAGACUAACUCCUCAAUAUAACGUGAAAAAGUAGGACAAGAUGUAAGAUGAUAUUACUUCAUACAUGAAAGCUUCACUGAACACAUUAUGGGUACAAUGGCUUCAUCUUUGGGCUCAUUUAAGACCUACUGUUAUAUACUACUGGCUGUGUGGUGUAAGAUGGUGUGUGCAGGUCUUUGUGACUCAUAGGCCAUGUAGAAGAUAGCCUUUGUUAUGCAUGUCAUUUCAUCAAAGCUCUCUUUAACAAUGAAUACAGAUGAUGGCGGAAGGAUCAUCUUUUUGUACUUUAGCAUAAAAUAAAGAGGAAAGUAGUGCAUUCUCAUCAAGAUCUGUCAUUAACUCCAAAAGUAAGCCGUCACUUUGUUUUACAACACUUAUACAACAUUUAUACUUUGUAUUUAUUUCAAACAUGCAAUUAGAAUGGAAUUUGCAUGAGUGUACAUUAUGUGAUUUAAGGUGCCUUUUAUAAACAUGUUGAAUGGUGGUAGGAGGGAUUUAAAUAAAACAGCCCUGAAUUUGA
Messenger RNA from Eleginops maclovinus (Patagonian blennie), 2997 nucleotides. It is a transcript of the gene dffa, whose product is annotated as DNA fragmentation factor, alpha polypeptide. The transcript is spliced from 6 exons. The record is from RefSeq and is a predicted model, not a curated record. NCBI's taxonomy places the organism in Eukaryota, Metazoa, Chordata, Actinopteri, Perciformes, Eleginopidae. Gene Ontology annotation, biological process: apoptotic process; regulation of apoptotic process. Bases 133 to 1083 code for a protein of 316 amino acids.